Messenger RNA from Platichthys flesus (European flounder), 2596 nucleotides. RefSeq names its product mycbp associated protein (gene mycbpap). Bases 60 to 2480 code for a protein of 806 amino acids. The transcript has 19 exons. Lineage: Eukaryota; Metazoa; Chordata; Actinopteri; Pleuronectiformes; Pleuronectidae. The record is from RefSeq and is a predicted model, not a curated record.
GUUAGCUUGGUUAGCAUCGCUUCACUUCACUGUGAGUUCAGCUUCAAGGCUCAGAUCAAAUGAACCGCGGUGAGAAGACGGAGUUCAGACCUUCGAGUCACUCAGAGAACAAGACUUUAACCAGUGUUGCGGGCGAGCGGUCCAGGAAGUCUUCUUCUCUCAUGGAUAUCCAGACUGAGCUUCUUGUCCCAAAGCCACCGAAGGGCCAACAAAAACUAGUGCUCAAAUCAUGUGUGGGUAAGAUGCAUCCAGAGAAGCUGGACACUGACUCCCAGUCUCUGUGGUACUCAGGAGUGGAGGGGCUUCAGUUUGAUGAUCAAGGGAGGGUUCUUCCACACAGCAUCCUGGGUAGCCUAGAGGAUUUCAGAAGUUAUCUGGAGACUCAAGGGGAGACGGAGUUGGUGGAGCAAGUACCAAAUUCCAAGAUAGAUGCUUCAUAUGAGAUCCCUGGGAGGCAUCACUGUGAGGCUGUGGAGGAAGGGCCUGAGCUCUCUUCAGGCCAAAGGAACAUCCAGGGUAAUGCCCUGCAGAAUUGGCAAACACAUAUGACACAGCGCAGACGACAGCAGCACCAUUUAUCUGACUUGCUCCACAGACCAGUCAAGACGUUACUGAUGAACCAAGACAACCAUUUCAGAGAAACUCAGGAGCAAAAGGAAUUUCUAACCCAAGUCAUGCCACUCAUCCACUCUGGAUAUGGUUAUCGCGUGGGGAGUGAGUUCUGGGCUCUCCCUCAGCAUUAUGGGGACGAAAUGAGCGGCAUCACAGCCACUCUGACUCAGACAGAGCGGGGCAGACGGGAACCUGUCACACAUAUUGGACAACCAAGCGGCAUACAACAGGAAACGGGAAUCAGAUGUGCUAAGAAUCUGCGUCCAGCCUCUCAGCCUUGGGAGCAGAGUGCGUACCUACAGGACCAGUACCAGGAGCUGGGGGAGCUUCUACAGGACAUGGACCUUAAGAAGCCUGACCUCAGCAGACUGGAGGUGAUUGGCUUUGGCGAGCCACUCAGAUCCGUCACGGUUUGUCGAAGUCCCUCACUGGAGAGGGAAGGAGAGAAGGAGGAGCACAAGGAGGAGAAGAAGGACAACCUUGAACCACUGGCACAGAGUGAUGAAGCUCGGUCCGAUGUUCUGCUCGGUCCUGCCUUGAGGUUCUGUGGCCAGCUUGCGACGUGGACUGGAAACUCUGCCAAUAACCAGGGAGAAGUAGGAAUCAGUACCACAAUAAUGUUCGAGGCCCUGACUGGAGAAAGACCCUCUUUUCAUCUGGAGAUGCACAAUGAGGGCACCACGGCCAUUUUCUACAGCUGGCAGCAGCUUCCCAGGCAGAACAGCUUUCCUAACCUGCGACCACAAACAAAGAGUCGGCACUUCUACUUCAAUUCCUCCUCCGGCGUGAUUCUUCCAGGUGAAAUCCAGCGUGUAGAGUUUAUGUUCAAGUCAGAAAAGCCAGGAAUCGAUACGGAAGUGUGGCAGCUCAACACUCACCCUGUGCUGCUUGAAGGAGCCUCCAUGCAGGUCACAUUAAGGGGAGUGGCUCUUUACCAGGACAAAACCAAAGACCAGAGGAAUUUCAUCGAGACAAGGUUGGAAAAUACCGUCAUACUGAAAAUGUGUCGGUCCAUGGUGUGCAAGAUGGUGAGUGAGGUCCGAACCCCAGAGAGACCCAGCUCUCCUGCAGAGCUCUACAUCACUGAAGAGCAAAGGUUUCUAAACAGAAACCCAAAGUUGCAGUACCAUCAUCAGCCAGUUGAGGACCUAAAGAGACUGUGGGAAGAAGUCAAUCCAGGACACAGCUGGGAUCUCUCUGUUGUUACUCUUCGACAGGUAGAGACAAAAGCGAUGCUGUCUCUGCCUGAACAAGAGUCAUCUCAGGACACCCGAGACAAAAACUUGGCACAGCUUAACUCUCUGCUUCUGCAGCUUUCUGAACCCACUGAACUGAAUCACCGCCUUCUAACAUCAGCAGCAAUAGGACAGCAGCUGUGGAGGAGACUCUGUGACUCGAUAGAAGGUGAGGCCGUGAGCCUCAAAAAGCAGCUGGGCCUCUUCAAGACACAAACACUGGAGGAUAAACCGGAGGAAUCGCUCCUCUCUGACGCUGAUGCCGAUGAUAUGGGCAAAGAUGGGAAGAGUGAGAAAAGGGGAGCAGCAGCUGUGAAGGAAAAGAGGAGAGAGACGAGAUCCAGAGCAAAUGAAGGCACCAGGUCACCAACAUCUGACAAAACAGGGGAGGAGAGCAAAAGGAAGGGGAAAAGGAGAGACGAAGUGGGAAAGCGGAGCAAGGAAAAGCAAGGGAAGGAGUCUGUCCCACUGCCGGAAACCAGUCCUGAAAGCAACAUCCAGGAACUUCCUGUUGAAGUGGAGCAGAGGAUGAUGAAGAUUUACAAAAAGCUCCUGCACGAAAAGGUUUACGCUCUGAUGGAAGACCUGGUGGACACCAUGUGCGACCUGAUAGAUGAGGGCAAUGAAUCAUAGGAGCUCUACUGAAUAUGACCAACCCGUUGUGAUGACAUAUGUCAAAUGUGAUUCCCAAAUCUCUCUCUCUCUCUCGUUACACUUUGAUCUCUUGUGAAAUCAAUAAAGGUUUUUUA